Seminavis robusta is the source of this 2160-nucleotide messenger RNA. NCBI's taxonomy places the organism in Eukaryota, Bacillariophyta, Bacillariophyceae, Naviculales, Naviculaceae. The record is from the annotation of a GenBank genome assembly.
AUGGAGCAACUGAUUCCUAUCGCAUCCAAGCUUCAAGAUGUUCUCGGUGCCUUGGGACAGACCACUGCAAUUGAUUUGCCUCAGAUCGUAGUUGUUGGCGGACAGUCAUCCGGAAAAUCAAGUGUACUGGAGGCCAUUGUAGGACGAUCUUUUCUUCCACGAGGAUCUGGCAUUGUGACACGAAGACCCUUGGUUCUUCAGCUUUUCAACACUAGUCAUGAUGGCCAAAGCGAAACGGAAUUUGGAGAGUUCCUGCACCAACCCGGAAAGAGAUACCAUGACUUUGUGUCCAUUCGCUCGGAGAUUGUGAGAGAAACUGAGAGGCUCACAGGUCCCAAUAAGGGAAUCGACCACGCACCAAUCCACUUGAAGAUUUACUCUCCCGAAGUGCUGUCUCUGACUCUGGUAGAUUUGCCUGGAAUUGCCAAGGUCCCAGUUGGAGAUCAGCCCGAAAACAUUGAAGAACAGAUUCGGGAAAUGUGUAUGGAGUACAUCUCCAAUCCAAACGCAAUCAUCCUGGCUGUCACCAGCGCCAACCAAGAUAUCGCAAACUCUGACGCGUUGAAGCUGGCACAAGCUGUCGAUCCUCAUGGAACCCGUACUGUGGGCGUCUUGACCAAACUAGACCUCAUGGACGAUGGCACUGAUGCCAGCGACAUUCUCAUGAACCGAGUCAUCCCACUUCGCAGAGGCUAUGUCGCGGUUGUAAACCGUGGACAGAGAGACGUCAAUAACGACCUUAGCAUUCAAGAUGGUCUCAAGAAGGAGGAAAGUUUCUUUCGAGCACACUCUGUGUAUGGAAGAGAUCGCCAGCUGCUUGCCAAGUGUGGAACCAAACGUCUUUCACAACACCUCAAUACUAUGCUGAUGCACCACAUUCGAGAUUGCUUGCCUGAUCUCAAGAAUCGAAUCAUCAACAUGGCUGUGGAUGUAAACCAAGAACUCGAGGCUCUCGGCACCCCUGCCUCUGUGGCGUCGGGACCUUCGUCAGGUGGUGAAUUGCUAAGGCUUCUUUCCAAAUUUUCCACCAAUUUCACGGCAAUCAUCGAGGGUAGAGGAGGGCAGAACGAUCUUAGAGGACAACGCUCCAAGUGCGACCCUUUCAGAGAACUCUUUGGUGGAGCCCGUAUCUCUACUAUCUUCACAGAGGUAUUCGCUGCUACAAUCUUUGGUGUUGGUCCCUUUGAUGGGCUCUCUGAUGAAGAAAUCAGGACAACAAUAUGCAAUGCUCACGGAACGCGACCCGCUUUGUUUGUUCCCGAGGUGUCGUUUGACAUUCUCAUUCGCCGCCAAAUUGCGCGUCUCGAACAGCCGGGAGUUCAAUGCGUUGAUCUGGUCUAUGAAGAGCUCCAGAGGAUUUCCUCUCAAUCGGAGCCAUCUGAAUUGACCAGAUUUCCGACUCUACGUGACCGCAUGAUUGAGGUCGUCAAUAUGCUCCUCAAACGCGCCAUGGAGCCUACACAAAUGAUGGUGUCCAACUUGGUCAAGAUUGAAUUGGCGUACAUCAAUACUAGUCACCCCGACUUUAUCGGAGGGUCUCGUGCUGUGGCCCAGCUGAUGGAAAAAGUCGGAAAAGAGAACGAUGACAGGAGAAGUACACUUCAGAGUGGGAGUGUUGCCGGUGUCUCCAACAACCCGCUCUCUCCCACUGUCUACAGAAAUGCCUCCGAGAAUUUUGACGAUGACAACGGAGUCUUUCCGGAUGGAGGACCAGGUGAUAGUGGCAUUAUGAACUUUAUUUUUCGCGGCAAACCGACUGUGCAGCCGCAGAGGCACCGUGGAAACUCGGGGCCAUCAUCCGUCGUCCAUCUGCCGCAAGUACCGGACACGAUGAAGCAAACAGACACACCACCUACCGAAAGGGAUCAAGUGGAAAUGCAAGUGAUCAAAUCAUUGAUUGAUUCCUAUUUCAAGAUUGUCAGAAAGAACUUUGUGGAUCUUGUUCCAAAAACCAUCAUGUACUACCUGGUCAAUCAUGUGAGAGAUGCAAUGCAAAACGAGCUCGUGAGCGAGCUCUACCGUGAUGCGGAAGUUGGCAAUCUGAUGCAAGAAGCUGAGGACAUUGCUCAACGUCGCCAAACUUGCGAAGAGAUGAGUGAUUUGCUCGGAAAAGCGAUGGAUAUCGUCACCGAGGUCAGGGAUUUCAAUACAUUCAAAUGA